This is a messenger RNA of Spirodela intermedia, 2394 nucleotides long. The record is from the annotation of a GenBank genome assembly. NCBI's taxonomy places the organism in Eukaryota, Viridiplantae, Streptophyta, Magnoliopsida, Alismatales, Araceae.
AUGUUCUCUACGGAGACGUCCUGUCUCCGGCUGCCGGCGAUUCUCCCAAGGCCCUCGUUGGUCGCGCCGCACGCUUCUCCUGAUGGCACCACCGUGGGCACCGUAGCUGUUGCCUCCGGGCCGCCGCCCUCCUGGGGGAAGCCGCGGCUUAUUGCCAUCCGUAGGCCGAGCUCCGUGCGUAGUGGGAUCGCCGAAGCGGUCUCUUGUGAACCAGAGGGGGACGCGGGGAGCGCACCACGGUUGGUGAGGAUAGUAGCGGUCGUCGGAGAGGGAACCGUCAGCCCGCUCAAAGGUGCCUCAUGGGAGCAGGUUAUGCUUCACACGGUAAAUGGGCCGAUUCCGGAUGAAACUUCCGACUCUUCUGUCGGUUCUAUGAUUUUAUCUUUUAUUUUUUGCUAAAAUUCAUCAUUAUACGAACACCAGAGUCGACAUCAGCAGUAUCAUCCAUAAAUUUUCCUUGAUAUACAACAUCCAGAAAGUUACGUAUUAAUUUAGGCAUGGACAGAUGCUGAAAAGAAGAAGAUCUUCUAAUGUCCAGCUGCUAUUCUCCCGGAAGAUUCAGUAGAUGCUUCUCAUCGGAACGGAUCCUUCUUAUCUAGGUCAAAUACACAAUUAUAGGUUCGAGGUCCGGUGAUUUUAGAUCGCCACCGCUGGCUAUCAGUCCAUUACCGAGCUUCUCAGGCGGUAUCGUGCUCCAAACAAGAUGACCCAUCAAUCAGUUCCACUUGAGCUGCUUAUGAAGGUGCCAGAAAUUGGACCCCGUCAUUGGGGGGGAGGGGACGGGCGAAGAGUUGGAAUCCGACGUGGGUCAUUUUUUCUAAGCACAAUAUAAUCACCCAAACGUUGAAUAAUCCCAACUUCCCCAGAACGAUGCGCCAAGACUGUUUGCUGCAAUCAGAGCUUUCCUUUUGAUAAUUUCUUGAGAAGAAUGAAAGAAAAACGUUCGUUUUCACCAUCGCUUUCUUAGUAUUAUCUUGGCGCAGAAAACCAGCAGCAUGUAUGGAUGGCUACAUGCUUUAUUUCCUUUUCGAAACUGUUUUGUUCCUCAGGUAGAGUUCUUAACCCCCAUUCCCUCUCCUCCCAUUCGUGUUACAGGCUGAAAGGUUGAGGUGGGCUGACGAAAGCUGUGAAAUGCUUGUGUAUACCGAUGCGGAUCGGGAUGACCUGAGAGGGGAACUAGCCCGCGCAGACAUACUGUUGAUGAUCUCUGUUUCUAACCAGGAAGCCAUUGACUGGGUUCGAGCGAACAGCGCGCACAUACCCAACGUCAUCUCCUUCGAAUCAGCGUCUCCAUCUCUGAAAAACAAGCUCGGCGGAUCGUUUGUCUCCAUGGAUGGAAAGGCGAGUCUGGCGCAGGCAUUGUUCGGUACUCUGAAAGGGGAGCGCAGAGACGAAUCGCCCGAAGUUGUUAAAACCUUGUCCGAUGCGUGGGGGCGCCAUAAUUCGGAUGAUAUCAGAUUCUGCAUCCUGGUGAUAAUCAACGCCUACAUAAGACCGGUGUCCUCACUAAAGAAUCUGAGAGCCAAGGGCUUCUCCACGCUCAAUUGCAUGAUCAAGAACUGCGGAUCGGAAGUGCUCAACUGCUUGCUGGAUCCCAAGUGCAGGAAGGCACUUCAGUGCCUCAAUGGUUGCUCUCCCACGGACCAGGUCUGCAAUUACCGUUGCAUUGCCUCCUAUGAGAGUCCGAAUUUGGAAGCUUUCUCUCUGUGCGUGCUUCAGAAGCACAAUUGCCUCGGAUUAGAUAGCGACAUCCCGGAGAGGCCUUUUGUGCCUCCGAUGGAGCGGUUCAGGGGAGAGCCUCUUACCCAUGAAACCGCGGAGGACCUGUUUGUGGGAUGGCUUGGGGAGCUUCAGUGGAGCUGGCGGGUCGUCGCCGGCCAGAACCCCGCGUACGAUCAGUUUCCCUGUCAGUAUCAGCUCUUCUACAGGGGGAAAGCAAAGGGGUCUUUCUGGUACGAACCAGUCUUCCGGGUGAAGACCCUGGAAGGGGAGAUGGUGUGGAGGAGGAGGAGAUACAGGGUGCGCAGAGCUGAGGAUCCGGGUACCUUCCAUUUAUCCGUCCUGGACAACGGCGUCAUCUCGAAGGAGUUCUGGACAGUGGUUGACGUCUCCGAUGACCUCAGCUGGGGAUUAUUUCAUUACAGGGGUGCGGCGGCGGCGGCCGGCCAGUCGUACGCCGGAGCUGUGCUUGUGAGCCCCGACGGCAGGUACCCACCUGGCAUGGGAGGCAGCCGCCUCGCUUCGGCCCUGGACAAGUGCCGCAUAAAGAACUGGGAACUCUAUGAAGUUGACAAUGACGACUGUGAGUCCGCGGAUGCCCCUCUGUUGAUUCCUGAAGGCUCGAGCUUUCACCGGAACAUUAAGGUGAGAGACGAGACUUGGGCUUCUACGUAG